Molecule: messenger RNA, 1044 nt
Organism: Aspergillus pseudonomiae
Lineage: Eukaryota; Fungi; Ascomycota; Eurotiomycetes; Eurotiales; Aspergillaceae
Product: macro domain-containing protein
Exons: 2
Coding region: 1-1044 (347 amino acids)
Source: RefSeq, a predicted model, not a curated record
AUGGCGGCCCCAUAUUUACCUAUUAUGGAGAUCCCAACCGUUUCCUUGCUGUACAAACUGGGUCGUUUGGCUCCAACCCCAUCCCCGAAGUCUCAGCCAUCAAAACCAUUCAAUGACAUCAUUUCUCUUAUUCGUAAUGACAUAACUAAACUGCAAGGUGUGGAUUGCAUCGUCAACGCAGCAAACAAAUCCCUCCUCGGGGGUGGAGGUGUGGACGGGGCCAUUCACCGUGCUGCUGGCCCCAAUCUCGUACAGGAAUGCCGAGCCUUAGAUGGUUGUGAUACCGGUGAUGCUAAGAUUACAUCGGCCUACAAUCUCCCCUGUAAGAAGGUCAUCCACACUGUUGGACCUAUCUACCGGUACGAACUGCGCGGGGGUGAUGCUCGACCGGAGGCAUUGCUGCGGAGUUGCUACCGGCGGAGUCUCGAACUGGCCGUGGAAAAUGAUAUGAAGAGCAUUGCAUUUGCGGCGAUCAGCACCGGUGUGUACGGAUACCCCAGUGACGAAGCAGCUCGGGCGGCUCUCGAUGAGACUCGAAAGUUUCUGGAGAACCCGAGAAAUAUUGGAAAGCUGGAAAGGAUAAUCUUCUGCAACUUUGAACGCAAGGAUGAGGUUGCCUACGAGGAGAUGAUCCCCUCGAUCUUCCCACCUGUGGAGCAGGACCUUCCGAGUGAUAAUAUACCGAAGACCGAAUCUCAAUCAAUCGCUGACGGUGAGUCUUCGCCGUCGCUGGACUUGCUCGCAGCCAAGCUUCCUGACCCGCCGACCGUUGACCCUACCCUGGAUGGCCAGCCGGGAAGCAAGAAACAAAAGAUUAACGCAAGCGACGAACAGAGUAGUAGUAUUCAAACGGAGGACAAGAGCGAAGACGAUUGGGAGGAAGUCGAUAAAUCCGAAGAUGGUCGGACCGAAAGACUAGAUGAUGAACCGAUUGAAGUUGACCGACCACCUUCUGCGGCGGAUGUCCAGAGUGUUCAAUCCAGCGGCAUCAUUGAUAUGACCGAUUCCCAGUCGACUGGAAGCUUAUUAGGAAAGGAUUGGUGA